GUUCUUCUCUACUCUGCCCCAGCAUCACCUCUAAGGACUCCCAUUUACAGUGUUGGUCAUCCCGCAAAAAUAUGAUCAGUUUAAAUAAAAUUGAUGAAAUACGCAAGAAAAGCAUCUUAAUUGAAAAUGGAAAUCCUGCUCGAUACCGUCUGCAAAAAAAUGCAGACAAUUUGGAUCAUCCUGAACCAUAUAGAAAAAUCACCUUUGGGAAAAGAGACAGACAGAAACCCCAUAAAAUCAUUCUGAUGGUGGGAGAAACAGGAACAGGAAAAACAACCCUGAUCAAUGCGAUGAUCAACUACAUGUUAGAUGUUCAGAGAGAAGACAAGAUUUGGUUUGAGAUCACAGAUGAUCAGAGUGACCGAACAUCAGUUCACAGUCAGACCUCCAGCGUCACUGUUUAUGGGUUUUAUCUACAAGAGAGUCCAAUCCAUUUAACAAUCAUUGACACUCCAGGAUAUGGAGACACUCGUGGAAUUGAUCUUGAAAAAAAGAUCACCAAGAGUUUGCUCAGUUUAAGUAAAUCUGCUGAAGUGAUCCAUGAAAUACAUGCAGUGUGUCUGGUGAUUAAAGCAACACAGAAUCGACUCUCUGACAGACAAAUAUACAUAUUUGAUGCUGUUCAGUCUUUAUUCGGAAGAGAUAUUGCUGAAAACAUUGUCUUGCUCUUCACAUACUCAGAUGGAGCUCGACCUAAAAAUGCCCUGACGGCUGUUAAAGAGGCUAAAAUCAAGUGUGCAGAGAAUGACAAGAAUCAGCCAGUGUAUUUCCGGUUUAACAACUGUCAGUCAAAAGCUGAUGAAGAUGAUGAUGAAGAUGAGGAAGACCGUGAACAGAGGCUGAAUCAAUCAUGGAAUCUCAGUUUUAAAGGAAUGAUGCAAUUAUUCAAGUUUCUUGACACAAUACAACCAAAAUCCCUAAAGAUGACCCGAGAUGUGUUGCAGAAACGGAAGCAGUUGGAGGCAAAUAUUUCCAAUCUAAAAGCACGUGUUCAAACGACAGAACUAAAGCAAAAUGAGCUGAAACAAACUCAAGAGGCUCUGGAGAAGAACAAGGAACCUGCAAACUUUAAAUAUGAAGUUGAAGUGCCCUACAAAGAAUGGGUUGAUAUUGAUACUUCUGUAGCCAAAGCAGCGAUGUGCUGCACCGUCUGUGAGGAGAACUGUCAUUAUCCAGGAUGCUGGUGGACCAGUGAUCUUUCAUGGUGCAGUUCAAUGAGAAAUAAUCACUGUACAGUAUGUACAAAUAAAUGCCACUUCAGCAAACACAUCAAAGCAGCGAAAAUAUAUGUAACAAAGACAAAGAAAGAGAAGAGAACAUAUGAAGAUUUACAGAAGAAAUAUGAUGGUAAGAUUGGAGACGGCAAGUGUGUGGUCAAGAUGCUGGAAGAAGAACUGCAAGAAUCAGAGAAAGAGAAAAUAAAGCUGGUGAAUGAAGCUUUUCACUGUGUGGAAGCUCUGGAGAAGAUCGCACUCAAUGCUGAUUCUCUACUCACACUUCAGCACAUUGAUUUUCUGAUUAAGAAGCUGAAGGAAAUAAAUGAGUCUGAAAAAGCUGGAACACUGGAAAACAUCAAGAAGAGAGCAGGAGAAAGAAAGCAAGGACCCCUGGGAUACUUGGCAAGAUUUUUCAAAAAAUAAACACAAAUCAUGCCUUUGUUCAAAUUAUGCUGAAAACUGGAUCCUAAAAAUGUUUGUGCUUUGUUCAAAAGCAUGUCCUUCGUGUGAUAUUAAGCGAUAUUAUCAUCGAUCAUAAUUGCAAUAUUAUAUGAAUCUACAAGUGCCUGCAUUUCCCAUUUGUAAGUUGCUUUGAAUUAGCUAACUGCAUCUGCUCAAUUAACUAAGGUGAUAUUCGUUUAUACAGUAAGAUGCUAUUGAAAAUAUAGCAGUGAAACUGUGAAAGAACAUUGUUAUUCAUCGUAAAAUGAUGUGCAUGUAAUCAUUGUCAGGCUUUUUAACUGUAUAUAUCAAGCACUGCCAUCUAGAGGCCAUAUGAGAAACUGUUGAGUUUCAUCCAACAGGUAAAAAAAGAUACAUUUCUAAGCUCUGCUUUACUAUAAAUCU
This is a messenger RNA of Megalobrama amblycephala (Wuchang bream), 2063 nucleotides long. RefSeq lists its product as uncharacterized. Gene Ontology annotation, molecular function: ATP hydrolysis activity; GTP binding. The record is from RefSeq and is a predicted model, not a curated record. The transcript has 2 exons. NCBI's taxonomy places the organism in Eukaryota, Metazoa, Chordata, Actinopteri, Cypriniformes, Xenocyprididae. Bases 72 to 1640 code for a protein of 522 amino acids.